ACAGGGCUCGGCCGCCAGCACUCCGUCUCCCACGUCCAUGACCGGCGGUCGGUCGCAGCCCCGCGCCCGUACGCGGGUCCCUACGUCCCGUGCCUCCCGCCCCGCCGCCCCAUGACCGUCGCCCCGUGAGUGACGCACACAGCCACAGGUGGACACAGCAGCCGGUGGCGGGGUGUGUGAGGUGAGCGAGGAGCGCCCUGCCCCGCCCUGUAUGUGGCCGCCCCUCCCGCCGCCCCCACCACCCUUCACAUGUCGUGUAGCGACAACAAGACCCCGGCGUCGCUGGCGUCGCCCCACCAUACCCCAGAGGCCACGGCCCCCGUGUGCCCGGCGGGCCAGGCCCCGUCCGCCCCUGCAGGUCAGCCUGGGAGUGAUGGCGUGACGCCCCCAGCAGCAGCACCAGCAGCAGCCACUGAGGUGCGCCUGGUGGGCGGCGGCCGCGUCACCACACGCCUGGCCCCCGCGCCCUCACCACCACACCUCACAAGAGACGACGGCUACUGCUCCUCAGACUCCACUCCUAAGGCCUCAGGUGAGCGGCGGGUGGCGGGGAUCCUGCCCCACCCGCGGGGGCCCAUCACUGACGCCUCCCCCCUGGCUGGCGACGCCACCUUCGUCAAGCCUACCCCAGACGCCGACGGCUCAGUGGGAGGGGAGAGCGUGCCUGUUGCUGCGGUGGCCCCCCGCACCCCAACAGCCGCCUCCGCCGCCCCUGGAGCCCCCACUGCUCCCCCGGGCCCCUCACCACCCCCAGCCCUCACCAAUGUGGUCGACGACGGCAGAGAGUCCUGGGGAAAGUCCAUGGACUUCCUGCUCUCCAUCAUCGGCUUCGCCGUGGACCUGGCCAACGUGUGGCGCUUCCCGUUCCUCUGUUACCGUAAUGGUGGAGGUGCCUUCCUUCUACCCUACUUCCUGAUCACGGUGUUCGGGGCCCUCCCGCUCUUCUUCAUGGAGCUGGUGCUGGGCCAGUACAACCGUCAGGGACCCAUCACUGUGUGGAAAAUUUGUCCCCUCUUCAGAGGUGUGGGCUACUGCGCGGUGCUGGUGGCUUACUUCGUCAGUUUCUACUACAACGUGAUCAUCGCCUGGUCACUCCACUUCGUGUACGCCUCCUUCAGCUACGAGUUGCCCUGGACCUCCUGUAACCACACCUGGAACACAGACAACUGCUGGGACGGCCUCACCUCCGAGGAGCCUCGCCCUAACUCUUCCAGUCUUAUGUCUCCUUCUGAGGAAUAUUUCAAUUACGUGGUACUACAGAUGGACAAGAGUGGUGGCUUCGACGACCUGGGUCCUCCUCGGCCCAGCCUGGUCUUCUGUGGCUUCAUUACCUACUUCAUCCUCUACCUGUCUCUCUUCAAGGGCGUCAAGUCCUCAGGUAAGGUAGUCUGGGUGACGGCGACGAUGCCCUACGUGAUCCUGACGCUGCUGCUCAUACGAGGGGCGCUGCUCCCGGGGGCGGCUGACGGUCUUCUCUACUAUAUCAAGCCAUCCAUCUCUGCUCUCUCCAACUCUCAGGUGUGGUACGAGGCUGCUGUACAGGUGUUCUUCUCAGUAGGGGCAGGUUUCGGCGUCCACCUAUCCUACGCCUCCUACAAUAACUUCAACAACAACUGCUACCGGGACUGUCUCAUCACCAGCUUGGUCAACGCCUUCACCAGCUUCUACUCCGGGCUGGUCAUCUUCACCUACUUGGGUUAUAUGGCCUUUAAGCAGAAGACUCACAUCAGUACCGUCGCCACUGAUGGUCCCGGGUUGGUGUUCCAGGUGUACCCGGAGGCAGUGGCCACACUACCUGGGUCACAGUUCUGGUCCUGCCUCUUCUUUCUUAUGCUCAUUGCCCUCGGCCUCGACUCUGGCAUGGGCGGGCUGGAGUGUGUGAUCACUGGACUACUGGACGAGCUGAGACUGACCUUCGGCAGGAAGACCAUCAGGAGGGAGUUUUUCACCGCCAUAGUUGUCACUUCCUCCUUCCUCGUCUCCAUCACCAGCUUCUGUCAGGGAGGGAUGUAUGUGUUCCACUGGCUGGACACUUACGCAGCCGGCAUCUCACUUUUAUGUUCGGCUCUCUUCGAAGCCGUCGCUGUCUCCUGGUUCUAUGGUUUGCGGAGGUUCAGUGCAGACAUCCAACACAUGCUAGGCUUUAGGCCACGGCUGUACUGGAGGGUCUGCUGGAAGUUUGUGUCCCCGCUCUUCAUCCUCAUCACGAUACUGAUCGGGCUACAGAGUCAAAUUACGGGUCAGCUGGAAUACCACGGCCCCACCCAUUACAAGUACCCGCGCUGGGCCGAGGCGGUGGGGUGGCUCAUUACCUCAUCCUCCAUGUUCAUGAUCCCUCUUUGGAUGGUCAUUACCGUCUGCCGCCAGCCCGGCUCUCUUAAACAGAGGCUGUUGCUGAGCAUCACACCAGAGGGAGAGCACCAGAAAGUACUACAGACGGGUGAGGCCCCUUGCCUCGACUGUAGCCAUUGGCUCCACCUGUGAGUCACCCACGCCCACCGCCACCUAUCCCACGCCUCUCAACACUCUUCAACCCUCCCACGCCUCUACAUUACGGAUAUAAUGGCUCGCGUCUUCUCAGUUGUCAAGGAAUUUUACAUACCAAGGCAGUGACUACCUCUUUAUAAAGAACGUCUUGUUGAUUAUUGUGUCAUAUCCAGGGAAAAUCUAUCUGGAUGUUUGGCAUACGUUAAACUUUCAGUGUUGGUGUUUAUUAGUGGACGUAAUGGUCUGUCCGUCAGCUUGUCAAGCAUUAUUCUAAGACUAUCACAGUCCUAUUUAGAUAUCUGUAUAGCGAAGUUUUGCUGUUGUCCCUUUAAUUUUGGACUAUGGGGAAUACUAAACCUUUAGACUCCCAAAGGUAAAUAUCAUUCCUUCCUCUUCACUUAGCCUGAACUUAUGUCCCAGUCUCUCUCGGUACCUAACACGGCCUGCUACCCCGUAGUCUGAGGUAGUGCGGCACCCACUACUAUAAUUAAGGGAUGGGAAAGAUGAGACGUAAACAUUCCGACCACAGAGAGAAUGACGGGUCCAUUUUAAUCAACGAUAGCUUGAGUGCCCAGUGAGGACUUAAAUGUGUAUGAACAGUCUUAACCAGUAGUACAGUGGAUGUUACCCACGUGCACCAAUGAGAGGUUGUGUGACAUAUCCGAACCAAUGGGUAAAAAUGUGCACCGUCUGGAUCAGUAAGCAGGGAGCUGCACCACCUGAAACUAAACGUUGAGUUGUACUAUCUGGAUCACUGGAAAGAAACGUACACCAUCUAUACCUAGUGAGCAAAUGGUCGUUCCGUCAAGACCAGUGGAUUGGAAGACAAAUAAGUGAAGAAGAAAACGUGGAUGUUGUCAUUUAGACUCUGCAGACAGUGAGAUGGUGGUUUCCUGAUUUAGACCAAAACGAGAGCCGGGUGCCCCAUUUGGAUUAUAAAAAUAAGACUACCCUACAUGGACCAAAGGGGGUAAGUGUACCAUUUGGAAGGGACGAGACUGUGUGAGUCAGAAGUGAGUGUGCUGGUUAUGCUGACGCCCAGUUUACCGUGCAGUGAAACACAUCCGCCACCCGCCGCUCACAUUUACAGCCCAGCUGGGUCUGGUUUCUCAAAGAUUCGUAUGUUUUAUUUCCCCUUGUCCAAAGCUACAGAUGUGAGAACGCUUCUGAUUUAGUUUAGCUAUGCCACAAAUAUGUUAAACAAAAUUACAUGGGAAUUACUGUUGACUCGAUUGUAAUUUAACACGUUUUCACCUUCAAGAAUAAUUACGGGAGAAAAACGAUGUGCGAACUUUUGAGAAUCGAAAACCAGUUACGUUGCUCAUCUGGUUUCCAUGACCCUGGCCCCGGUUUCUCAAAGAUUCGAAAGUUAUUUUUCCUCCUACAUAACUACGAAUAUAAAAGCGCGUCUAUUUACAUAACACUUGAGAGUUUAGACGCAAAUGGGAUGCUGACGUUAUGGUGGAGUUUGGGUGAAAAUCUAACUUACGAGUCUUUGAGUGUCCAGUGCCAGCAUCUUUUUUUCCAACUACUACUGAGUUUACGACGAAUAAAACACACAAACCUCGCUGAUAUGAUGGAUCACAUACCAAGCUUCCUGUUAAAAAACAUUAUAUGCAUUUUUUUAGUGUUUAGACAUUUUUCUUCCUAUGCUUAGUGUUAUUGUGAGAACAAUUCAUGGAUAUUAUGUGGUGCGUCUGUUUUGUUAUAAUUUAGUUGUCAUGCAAUCCAGUCGGAACAAAUAUUCUCUUGGACAAAAUACUUUGCGAGAACAAACUUCCACCCAGAUAAAAUUCCAUCCACACGAAAUUUUAUAACAAAACUUAAAAGAUAAACGACUUCAUGGGAAAAAAAAAUAUCAGAUUAAAAUCAACUUCAACAAAAUUGGGAAAAAAUUAAAAUAAGAAAUACAGUAAUCAGAGGCAGAUUUCGUCAGAAUAAAACUUCACUAGCAAGACCCCACUGAAGCAAAUAUUAAACUCCUGAAAUAAACCAAAAACACGCACCAAAAAGAAAAUCGCCAUGACGGAAGGCAUCGUAUAAGACCCAACCGCAAAACAAUUUCACGAAUAUUCCUUAGAAAAUUUUUAUUAACUAAUAUAAUAUGAAGGUGAUCUGUUCUAAAAGUUUUACCGUAAUAGAACUGCUUUCAAGAAAGGAUUUUUGUCAAGAAUGAAUUGUGUUAAAGUGGAAUUUAAUCAGGUAAUUAUAUAUAUUCCUAAAGGGGACACUCAUGUCUGAGUGGAAUUACCUGUAUAUGCAAGUCAUAUGCAAUUAAUAUUUUUCCCAGAAGUAAUACCUCAGUGGAAUUUUGUCCAGAAUAAGUAAUGUUCAAGGGUUUUUUGUCUUGUAAGAGUUCUCUCAUGGAGAAUUGUCCCUACCUCGCUACUUGACUCUAGGGCUUAAGUCAACACAUUAUCAGUUACGACAUAUCUCUAUAUAUCUCUCGGAUAAAUUUUUUAAUGCAAACCUAUAAAUUCUAUCUACAUAAUCGUAUGUUCAUUUCUAUUGUUUGGUGUAAUACCCAGCGUUAUUCUUACCUCAGUAACCUAGCAACGACAACCUGACCUUUACAGCAAAUCAUGACUAAUUUAUCUAUAUCUUAAUAACUAUUGUUAUAUAUAACUCUGAGAGCGUAUAUUUCAAACAUCUAUAAAUUUAUUAGUGAUGAUAAAACAAGUACAGUAAAUAGAUCAUUUAAAUAGGUCUCAAUGACCAUACUUUUGCAUCAUGAAAACUGUUUUUAGGCACUUAGUUGUGUUUUGUGUUGGUUGAGCUGAUAUCAAUAGAUAGUAUACUGUGGGUUUCAGAUCUAGAAUUAAAAAGGUUUGCUUCCUGACUCUAACGCGGGAAUGAUUCAAAAUCAAAACUGAACAAUUUAUUACUUCAGAAGACAAUGACAUUCGUAGUUAACGCUGGUACCAUCUACAUUAAAUAAGGUUGCAGGAGUGUCAGGUGGCUGUGUUCGCUAGUAAGUAGUCUGCAUAAAACCCGAUUUCCUUCUGACACAGCUUUCACCAAAUUUUCAGAAUAUAAGCUGAUCGAUUUUGGUUUUCGCUAAAAAAUAGUUGAAGUGAUAAAGGUUAUUCCUACUAUACUUAGAUUUUUAUUCCACGCAUCAAACACUUGUUGUAGACCAGUUUUAAACUAUGAACAAAACCCUGGCUCAAUAAUAAAUAAUUCAUCAGUUUCACUUCUUCGGUCGACUUCAUUAAUAGAACAUAGAUUUAAAAUAAUAUGGAUACAAUCAACAGUUAGUCUAGCAGUAUUUUAACUCACCUGGCGGAUGUGACUGCAGGUCUCCAGUACCUGUCAACCCAGUUUUUCUUGAUCAGGUUUUGGGUUGACUAUGGUUUUGGGUUCCCCGAUAAAAUUUCGUCAUUUAUUUUAGGUUUGCUACUCUUCAAGAUUGUCGUACAAGGUCUUCGCUUUCAUAAUGGUUAAUUGGGCACUUUUGUAGGGUAGUUUGAUUUUCCCGCCACAUGACAUGUUCGGCAUAACUGGAUUUUUUUUUCUGCACAAAGUACACAUUCCCGGGGGAUGGUUUUAAAGCAGCUCAUCACAAUACAACAAUAUAUUUUAAUUUACUUUAACAGUUUAACUCCUCUGAAAUCUUAGUCAUUCCAGCAUUUUACAAAUAUUUCUAAAUCACAGAUUUCAAAUAGUCCAAAAUGUAUUUAAUAUAAUAAAAUAAAUCCUUGUUGUGUUACAGUAUAAUGAACCAUGUUGACGUCGAAGCUUCCCAUACAACUUGUUUCACGACACUUAACCUCUCACAGUGCUCCAAAUAUAUUUAUGAGUCAUCUUUUCUGAUAUCUAAAAGGUUAAUAAGAAUGCAUUACCCAGCUCUAUCACUUUAUUAAUUGAAAUUACGUCUUCCUUUUUGGAGGGGAGGAUUUUGAUUUUUUAAUAAAAAAGCAGACAAUUUGAACAGGGUAACGAAGUUUAAAUUCUGAUAACAGCAUUAAUUAAAUAGUAAUACAGUAAUAAUUAUCUGUUUUAUUUAAUUGUAUUAAAUCUUACGGGCAACUUUAACGUUUGUUACCUGUUCAUAAAUUACUCUCUAUAUCAAACCAACUUGGCAGAAACUUAAUGGUAGGCCUAUUCAGUCAUCCUAGACCGUGAUGGGUUUACAGACCCAGUGUCUAAUUUAAUUUACUUAAUCAAGUACUGUAGUUAACUUAUUUGCUUAUAUACUUGUUACUUUAGUAUUUUAAUAUAUAUUAUUCCUUUGUUUUGUUAAGUUUAAUCACGUCAUAAUCAAAUGUAACGUUCACUCUUUAGAAAUUAAGUUGUGACUUACAGGCGGGACAUAAUACACAUUAAUGAAAAUACUUAUUAAACAACAUCCUAAUUGGUGUUACGUCCGGAAAUUUGUAGCAAGACUGAUGACUUUAGCGGGUUACUGUAAACAGAAUCAACUUCGGUUCUGUGGGUUGGGGUAUUUGGUGGCGCUGUUGGGUAUUCUACACAAUGUUCUCAACUUUAAAUCCGUUAUUUUUGUACAAACUAUAGAUAGUAAAAACUGUUGUAAAGAAACUUCCCAUUAGAACUUUAAAGCUUUAUUUUAUUCAGGAAUACAGAUUAUAAAAAAGUUGAUAGCUAGAAAUAUACAGUGUGGUUCGAACAUCCGUAGAUUUUGUACGUACAAUACAUAGGAGAAUUUAUUAUAUUAUAAGACUUCCUAGCCAUUUCAACAGUAUGAAAGGGUAUAAGUUGAGUGAGUCACUACAAGCUGUGUUCAGUAGUUGUGAAUGGGAUAUUUCGCUUCUCACCCAUUCACAAGUGACGAACACACCCACAAGGGGUAUGUCUCACUACCACCUACUACUAUGGCAACGUAACUCCACAAGUACAUUAGUUUUCUCUGAAAACAGUCUCUUGGGGGAGAUGGAUUACUUUCUUAUUUAAAACCAAAGCUGCCAUGCGCAGUAAAUUUAUCAAAUGACGUUCAUCUGUGGUCAAAUGUGACAUACUAUCGUUGGUGUGCUGUUGCUGUUAUCUUGUGCGAUUUUAAUGUUGUUAUAUGGUGUAAUAACCAGCGUUCCUGUAACGCAGAUGUUACACUUUGAAUAUAAUAUAUAAACUAUAAUUUGUUAUGUACUGCAUCACAUAAUAUAGAGGUUAGUAAUACGUUACAUGUUUAACUGGGAGACUACAAACUGUUCGUGGUGUUCGCGGGUAUCUGACUAUUGUAUCUCUGUCAACUUGUUCUGUUUACCAAAUGUAAAGUGUGGCCUACGGUCAUUGUUCCAGUAGAGGUCAUUAACUGACCUUUUUGUGUGACUUCGUGUCAGUGACUAGUAGACUGCACCCAUGACUGAUUUGUGUUCACUAGGGCUAACAAGCGGUCACUGCAGCACAGCCAAAUGUUGCCGUCGCUUUAACUUAUUUGUGUUGAGGAUUACCUUGCGUUGUCGGUAGGUUGGCACACAAUGCACUGUACUUAAAAUUGUUUUAAGCAGUGUGUCAAUAUAUAAACAAUAUAUUUAGUACGUGUAAAAUCAUAUAUUCUCGGUAGAAAAAAUAUGUAGAAAGUGGUAUUGAAGGUGCUUUAUUUAUUACUAAAGCCAUUUUUUAUUUCUUCAUGUAGAGGUACAGUGUAGUGUUACAGUACCAGUGUAGUGGUAAAUUCCACUGUAAUGGUACAGUAUCACUGUAGCAGUACAGUACCAGUGUAGUGGUACAGUUAAGUACGAGUGUAAUGGUUCCAAUGUAGCGGUACGGUACCAUUGUAAUGGCACAAAAUAUGCUAUAGCGUAUGGUACCAGUGUAGUGGACAUUAAUAGUGUAGCAGUACAGUUCUAGCUGCAGUACAGUACAAUUUUAGUAGUACAAAACCAUCUGUAGUAUACAGUACAGUAUAGCGAUGUCGAACUAGUUGUAGUACUGCAGAACCAUUGUAGCAGUACAGUACUAGCUGUAGUUAUACACAAAUAGCUGUAGGGUACAGUGCUAGUGUAGUGGUAGAGUUAGCUAAAGUGGUACAGUACUAAUAAGUAAAGUUACCGUGCGAGCUGUACUGAUACAACAUUAUCUGUUAUGGUACUGUACUAGCUUCAAUGGUACAGUAUAAUCUAUAAUGAUGCAUUAGUAGGUGUAAUGGUACAGUAGUAAGUGGAGUGGUACAGCAGUAGUUGUAGUAAAACAGUUUAUCUAGUACUGUACAUAAUAUAGUUGUACAGUGUUGUCUGAUGGUGACACUACUAACCCGGUAGGUGUAGUGGUUCAGUGCUAGUGGUCAGGGGCGGAUCCAAGGAGGGGGGUCCGGACCCCCCUUUUCAUCAGAAAAUUCCAAUACUUUUCUUUAAUGCAAUAUUGUACUCAAACUUUUUUAUCGUAAAAAGUAAUUACUAUUGUCCUCAAUAACUCCUAAUAUCAAGUGUACAUGGCUUCAAAAUGGCCUCAAAAUGCCCAUGAUAAUAGUCAGAUUUAAAAAAAAAUUAAUAAAAAGCUGGGUGGGCUCGCUGUACCCGCCAUGUUAUCUCACCCCACAACUUCUUGGACCCCUCCCCUUUGAUAUUCCUGGAUCCGCCCCUGAUGGUAAUGAUACAAUACUAUUUGUAGUGGUAAAUUGUACAGCAUUUGUAAUGGUAAAAUUUUAUCUGUACAGUAUUGGUACAGUUCCAGCUGUACUGGUACAUUAUUAUUUGUAAUGAUAGAGUACUAGGUGUACUAGUACAGUACUUUUUUGUAAGGGUAGUGUUUGUACUGAUGCAGUACUAUCUAUAAUGGUACAUUGCAAGCUGUAGUGUUACAGUACUAGCUGUAGUGACACUUAUUUGUAAUGGUACAGUACUAUCUGCUGUGGUACAGUACUAGCUGUAGUGGUACAACUUAGGGUAGCUGUAGUGGUAUAGUGCUAGCUUUAGUGGUACAGUACUAGAUGUUGUGGUACAGUACCAACUGUUGUGGUACAGUACUAACUAGUAAUGCAGUACUUCCUGUAGUGGUACACUAUUAACUGUAGUUAUACCGUAGCUGUAUUAGUGCAGUACUAACUGUAGUGGUAUUGUGCUAACUGUAGUGGUACAACACUAACUGUAGUGGUACAACACUAACUGCAGUGGUACAACACUAACUGCAGUGGUAAAAUACUAACUAUUGGCACAUUGCUAACUGUAGUGGUACAGCACCUGCUGUUAAGUUAUAAUACAAGCUGUAGAGAACAGAUUUUGACUAUAGCCACCUGCUGACUGGUAUCAGUUGUAACAAAAUGCAAACAGCUGCUGUAGCCACCUGCUGAAUACAGGUAGUAUCAACUGCAGCAACACUCACCAGCCGAAGACAUCAGCUGACUGGUAUCAGCUGCAACACAACACACCAGCUGCAGCUAUCUGCUUACUGGUAUCAGCUGCCCGCACAAAAGUCGCUAGGAGAGCGGCUGUUGUACAUAGCCUAGUCUUAAGGUGGAUACAAAAAAUUUUAUUUGUUAGUGACUUGUCCGGGUGUACUCAUUAGCCAUAUACUGUAGGUCCUUGUACUGUACUUAUAUUCAUUAUUGUAUAUAUGUGUUUUAAAUAUGAGUAGCCUCUCAUUUUUUUCACCAUAGUUAGAUGUAUUGUAUGUUUGUUAGGCUGUAUCGUUGAUGCUAUAUAUAUGUAGAACAAGGCAGGACAACACACCGCUCGGAGAAUUUGUAGAGAAUUGUGUACUAAUGACGUAGCUGUUUUGUAUGCUAUCGUUUGAUGUAAUGGAUUGUGAGAUUAAAAUGUAAUUAACG
Homarus americanus (American lobster) is the source of this 10210-nucleotide messenger RNA. RefSeq names its product sodium-dependent dopamine transporter-like. NCBI's taxonomy places the organism in Eukaryota, Metazoa, Arthropoda, Malacostraca, Decapoda, Nephropidae. The record is from RefSeq and is a predicted model, not a curated record. The coding region runs from base 250 to 2484 and encodes 744 amino acids. Gene Ontology annotation, cellular component: presynaptic membrane; neuron projection; neuronal cell body membrane. Gene Ontology annotation, molecular function: dopamine:sodium symporter activity. The transcript is spliced from 13 exons. Gene Ontology annotation, biological process: dopamine uptake involved in synaptic transmission; sodium ion transmembrane transport.